GUAACCGGCAACUAGAGGCUGUAGGUUUUUACCUACAUAGCCGCGCUAAAUCUUUUGAUUAAUGUAACAUGUUAUUUUAUAUUUUUAUCUAAUAGGUGACUUUCAUGGAAUCAUGUCGAAAGUAGUUAAUUCUGGCGAGUAUAAGCCAGGUAGUAUAUAUAGGAUUGCACUGGAAAACUUUGUGACGUAUAAACAAGUAGAAUUGUAUCCUGGCCCAUCAUUAAAUGUCAUUAUUGGUCCCAAUGGAACUGGGAAAUCGACCUUUGUUUGCGCAAUAAUUUUGGGUUUGUGCGGGAAAACAAGUGUCAUUGGCAGGGCCAAAAAGAUAUCAGAGUAUGUAAGAAGUGGGUGCCAGCAGGCAAAUAUAGAAAUAGAAUUAUACCAAAAAACUGGACAGAAGAAUGUUAUCAUCACAAGAAGUUUUAAUGUUAAGGAAAUAUCAAUGUGGUAUAUUGAUCAUAAGACCAGCAGAGAGAAACAAGUGCAAGAACUUAUUGCAUCACUUAAUAUACAGGUUGACAACCUCUGCCAACUUCUGCCACAAGAUAGGGUACAGGACUUCUCUAAAAUGGACUCGCAGCAGUUAUUACGGAGUACACUGUCAGCUGUUGGUGGACACAACAGUGUGACACAGUUGGAGGAACUCAUCUCAGCCAGGAAUCAACAGAGAGGAUUAAACACCACACUGGAGAGUAAUGCUCAGUUGCUACAGGAGCAGAUUAGAUUGAACGAAAGGUUAAAAGUAAGUAUAGAAGCUAUGAAUGAACGAAAGGAUAUUGAACAUAAAAUUGAGAUAUGUGAAAAGAAGAAGCUAUGGAUAGAAUAUCAUGAACUUAGGGAGAAAGUAGUAGAGUAUUGCAAUGACAAAAAAGAAGCCGACAAACUAGUGAAGAGCCAUCAGACAAAAAUGAAGCCUUUGGAGAAUAUUGUUGCAACAUCCAAAGCCAAAAUAAAUAAGUGUGAAGAGAGCAAAUUGAAAGCUGGUCGCCAUAUUCACUCUCUACACGAACAAGUAAAGAACAAAUUAAAAACGUGUCAGAAUUUCGAAUAUACACUCAAAGAUAUCGAGAAUACAUUCCAAGAGAAAAUGGAACAAUACCAGAAUAGAGAGACAGAAUUGACUGCAGCCAAGAAUAAGUUGCAGAAACUGAUGGCUGAUAAAGAGAAGCUGGUGGAAACUGCUGGGGAUGAGACUCGAGUAAAAAUGGAGUUAGCAGAGCUUCACAAACCUAUAUCCAAAACAAAUGCUCUAAUUGAUAUGAGAAAGAAAGAGAAGCUAGACGUACAGUAUGAUCUGGAGAACAACGUCGUUCCUCAGAUGCGACUGUUUCAAAAUAGAAUCCGUAACCUGGAAGACGUAAAUGAAAAGCGAUUGGAAGUUCUCCGUUCAUACAGCGAAGAUGCUUAUAAUGCGGUUAUGUGGCUGAGAGAGAAUAGAUCUAUGUUCCAACAGCCUGUAUAUGAACCUAUGAUGCUCGAGAUAAAUCUAAAGGAUAAAAAGUUCGCGCGCUACUUAGAGGCCACUGUCGCCUCUAGAGACCUGGUAGCUUUCACGUUCGAGUCCACGCAGGACAUGAACCUGUUCAUGAAACACGUGCGAAGCAUUGGCCUUAAGCGGGUCAAUGCGGUGUGUAGCCAGGGCGGGCCUGUUAUAGUCAAUAAGCCGGACAUAUCACAGCUGAGUUACCUCGGGUUCUACGCUUACGUAAUGGACGCAAUAACAGCCCCGGACCCCAUAAUGCGGUACCUCUGCUCACAGUAUGGCAUCCAUAAGAUACCCAUCGGUAAUGAACACACGUACAACAACAGCGACAAAGUGCCGUCUAACAUUACAUUCUUUUUUACUGAGAACCACAGAUUCCGAGUUCGUGUGUCGGCAUAUAGCGGCGCAAAAUCGAGUACCACCACAGAGAUUCCGCCAGCGAGACUGCUGGCCAAUACUGAUGACGUGGAACAGAUCACCAAUUUCAAAAACCAAUUAUCUCGUCUGGAGCAAACAGCACAAUCGCAUAAGAGAAAAAUACAAGAGGUGAAUGAUAAUAUAUCUGUCUUGGAAGUGUCUUUGAAUGAGUUGAACAUGAAGAGGAAACAGAUUAACGAUAACGUGGAGAGGGUCAAAACAAUAUCAGCUCAGAUCCGACUGCAAGAGAGCAAAGUCCAUCACAUACAGAACGAGCCACUUGUGCAAAUAGACGUUGAGAAGAAGAAGUGCGAGAGGGAGCAGAGGGAGGUUGUGGUGCAACAGUGCGCGGCGCAGAGGGAACUGUGCCACCUCAUGAAGGAACUGCAGAAGGGGAUUGUUGACAGAGAGCUGUGGACGAUACGGCUGGAUUUUAGCAGAAUCGAAAUAGUGAGUCAAGAAGCCACACUCAGAGAACUCAGGAACGAAUUGAAUAAUGUUCAAGCCGCGUUAGAAAACAUUGAAAACCUACUAACGAGAGCCAAAUCGAACGCUAAAGAGAAGCUUCUAGAAGCGAAGCGAACCUGCAAUAACAAACUACCUCAAGACCCUGACUUUCCUUACAAAGACGAGUUCAACGACCUGCCUUCAGAUCUUAGGCAGCUGCAGGAGCACUGCAUUGAGUUGCAGACCAGAAUUGAUUGUAUGGGUGCCAAUGAUGACCAGAUUGUAAAAGAGUUCGAGAACCGAGAGAGAUUGAUAGCAAAACUGAAAGUGGACGUUAGCAGUUCGUCGGAAACUAACAAAAAUCUUGUGGAAAAGAUGAAUAAGAUCAAAUCAAAAUGGCUGCCGGCGUUAGAGAAACUACUGAACGAUAUAAACAGAAGUUUCGGAAAUAUGUUCUCGAAGCUUGGAUGUGCGGGGGAGAUAAGACUGGAGAAAACUGGAUCGGAUGAAGACUACGACAAGUACGGUGUGGGGAUAUUCGUGAGCUUCCGCGGCGGGGAACAGUUACAACAGCUGACGAGACACGCGCAGAGCGGCGGAGAACGAGCGCUGUGUACCGCCUUGUAUCUGAUGGCGCUGCAGACAUUGUGUGUGGUACCCUUCCGAUGCGUGGAUGAAAUAAACCAAGGUAUGGACGCAGUCAACGAACGCAAGAUGUUCCAACUGCUGGUUAAGGUGACCACGGAGUGUGACAACUCGCAGUACUUCCUGUUGACGCCAAAAUUACUGAGGCAUCUGCAGUUCGGCGAAUCUGUGAUGAUCCACACAAUUAUGAAUGGGAAACAGAUCAUGAACUACAAGCAGUGGAACGUUGUCAAGCAUCUUGAGAACGCACACAACUACAGACCAUAAAUACCAAAACACAAGCGGAGCUUUAAAUCAAAGAUAAUAGAAGCUACUCGAAUUAUUUUACACCUAGUGCUCUGUAAGCGGCUUGAGGUCUUUUAGUUUUUUUUAUGAAAAUAAGGGAGGAGACGAGCAGGACGUUCAACUGAUGGUAAUUGAUACGCCCUGCCCAUUGAAAUGCAGUGCCGCUCAGGAUUCUUUGAAAAGCCCCAAAAAUUUUGAGCGGCACUACAACUGCGCUCGUCACCUUGAGACAACAUGUUAAGUCUCAUUUGCGCAGUAAUUUCACUAGCUACGGCGCCCUUCAGACCGAAACACAGCAAUGCUUACACACUGCUUCACGGCAGAAAUAGGCGCCGUUGUGGUACCCAUAAUCUAGCUGGUAUCCUGUGCUAUAAGGAGCCUCCAACUGCUUAGUAUAUGUAUAAUUGAACUUAGCGUAUAUGUAUACAACUACUACUUGUACAUAUUGGAAUCUGAAAAGAGAUGGUGGUUAAGUAUCAUGCCGCCCAGAAACUACGCUGAUACGCGCGGUUAUUCGUUUGAUGUGACGCCACCGCGAUAAUUGUUCCGCAACUUAAUAACUUAAUGUUGAUUUAAGAUUACGACAACAUACCUAUUUAUAGUAUAGACAAAAUUAAGCUAUUUUUAUAAGUUUAUAUUUACUGGGUAGGCACACUUUUAGGUAAAAAACACAACCCUAAUGUCGUUAGAAGAGGUAAGAGUCACGCGUUAGAAAGAGAGACAAAUUAUAGGUGAAUAAAAAUGUAGGUUAAUAGCGCUGUGCGAUCUGAAUUACUUCUUAUUGUAUGGCCGCAAGAGUUAUUUCUUUAAUUGAUUUUGCGGAGUGAGACUUCUGUACUUGUACUAUUACAUUUUCUUCAAUAAUGGUCAAUCACUUCUGCGUGCAUCGUAGUGUGCAGCCAUAAUUGCUUUUUGGUUUGGUAUCUAGUGAAAUUUCUGGGCUAAUGAAACUCAACAUCUUACGUCUCAAAGUGACGAGCGCAAUUGUGAUGCCGCACAGAAUUUAGAGUUCAAUCAAUAAUCAUGAGCGGCACUGCGUUGUAAUGUGCAGGGCGCACUACCAGAUGAAUGUCUUGCUCGUCAUUUUCUCAUUAAAAAAUUCACUCUCUAAUUCUUAAGUUCCUUCAACGAGAAGCGAGACAAAAUUCCUUCGUUCUUUCCGAUUAUUAUAAGGAGUAGGUGACCUGAUUUACUGCCAAAAUGAUUAUCUAUUCGAAUUUUGAGAAGGCGUUGGACAGCAAUUUGUUUUCAACAUUAAUAAGCAAUGAGCGAUUUGUGAGUGGUUCAUAAUGGAGAAUAUACAUAUAAUUUAAAAGUCAAAUACCUAUUUUAUUUUUAUACAAUUUAUUAUCAUCUCUCUACAAUUUCUGUAGAACUUAAAUAUUUGAAAAGCCAAGAACGAUCAAAUUUGACGUAAAAAUAUGGCGAAAGUUGUCAAAUAUCAAUCUACCCUCUCCGGUGGUCUAUUUGCUAUCAAGAACUAUGAACUCAUUGUUCGUAAUUACCAAGGAUCAUAUUAGCAGGCGUUUAAAUGUCCACAUCGGCUGCUCAUUUUAAUUUAGUUACAUUUUAGACAUUACGUUUAUUUUAUUAAAUUUUAUAUAAUUAUAUUACGAUGUAAUUAAUCGAAUAAAAAUAUUAUUUUUAUUCUUGGAUUAUGGAUUGGUCUCCGCUACGCUCCGACUAGAUACCGCAGCCGAAGUCGCAAAGUGCAGUAACUAAUACUACGCCCAGGUAGGCGUACUCGAGCCAGUCUCGAACAAUGUGUGACGUUGACGUGCCACAUGUUCUGUUAAACUUUGCUAAUAAAUGAAACUAAAAUUCCGGGUUGCGUAGGAAGACUUUGUAAAAAUAAUACUACAAGAAAUAAGAAAGACACUAGGAUAACAUAUUAUCAUCAGUAAGUAUUUUAUAUUUAAUUAAUUUCAAUGUAAAAUAACAUUAAGCGUAUAUAAGUUACAAAAUUUGAAAGAUGCCGUUGUGUGUCAAGAUGCCACGCACAUACAUCUAAUAGUUGCAGUAGUAAAAAAGCUAGUGCGGUAUCUUGUUGGAGCGCAGCGGAGACCAAUCCUAAAUCUAAGUUUUUAUGCUUAGAGCCGGUAUAUCCCUGGUUCUAAAUUCUCUAACGACCGUUAUCAAUAACCUAUCGACAGAUAGCAUUGGACUGUAACUAUAUUGGACAUAAUUAUGGAUAGAUAAAAUCUUGUCAUUAAACGGCGAUAGCAAUGUUUAAAACCUCCGUAAAUCUACCUCUUAUAGUGGUGCGGAUCGCGCUUGACCUGACUUUUGUAUACGGAAUUUUUAUCAAUAAGGCUUUCUUGAGAUAAACAAAUUAUGUUGUGUGUUAGAUUAUAAGUUCUUUAAUUAGACUUUGAGUUGACUUAUUCAUUGUCACCAUAGUUUAAAACGGCUCCCGUAUACCCUAUAUAGUAUAGUUGAUCUAUUAUAGUUGGUGUGUGACACAAAACAAACUAUGAUAUUGUAUGAUAGUUAAUUUAUUCAUUUAAGUCAGAAAAUGACACUUAAGAAUGUCUUGUUUUUUUGUCACACCGGAAAAGUUGAGCUUUAUUAAGAAGAAGUCGCAUGAAAAUCGUUGUGUUUUAUAUGUGAUACAAUUAUUGUACUCAAGAGUUAAGAGUUUACACUUACAUGCUUGAGUUAUAUGAAAAUAUAUUAAAUCAGAGGAUAACUGUGUAUUAUAUUUGUUGAUUGAUGUCUUGCAUGUAAGUACAUUAAAAACCUAACGUACUGGCCACGGAACAAUCGCCGAAGCGAAUAUUCGCGCGGUGCGAACGGCCAAGCGUUUUGCGAGUAGAAUAAAUCUAUCGAAAUGUACUGAUCAAGCCACGCGCUACGGCGAAUGGCGAAGCGACCGGCGAAAUAAACCGAACCGAGCGGGCGACUGAAACAAAUGCAUGAAUGUACGGCGCAAGCGGAGACGAGCGGUACACGCGGCGAAUAGUUCAGAAACUAAACAAGUUUAGUUGUUUUCGCCGCGAAUAAAAUGAACUGUGAAACUUUCAUUUAAAAAUUAUUAUAAUCGAAGGUUUCGAUACUCAUUCUGGUAUACUCGAAAAAAAAUUCUGGAUACAUUCUGUAUUUCUCGUGUAAUUCUAAAUCUAUAUCCCGAUUCCUAUUCAAAUCAUGUACUCCACAAUUUCUUCCAAAAAUUACGUUUUAACCCAAAAAUUAUUAGUUAUUAUUAGUCUGUACCGCACGGAUGUUCCCCCCUCCCCCCACCAUCGCUUCACCGUUCGUCCCGCACAUCCCCGUGGCCAGGCCGUAAGUGGUAAGCGGUGACUUACUUAAGCCUUAGUUACUGCGUAAAACAUGAGCAGGUUGCCAGUCCUAUAUUGUAUUGUCAAAAUCGAUCCGAUCGGCUCCGGAGAUUGGCUGAAACAGACAGAUGUUUUAAUUAUAUUUUUCUUCAUGUAUAUAUUUCAUAUAUUUCUUCAUAUAACUCCUACUACUACUACUACAAUAAUUGAAAUGCAUUUGUUAUUUGACGUUUCAAAACACGUGUGUAAGAGACAUAUAGUGUAAGAGAGACAACUGACAUCUAUAUGACUUGUCUUAGAGUAUUAUUUAUAUUACUUCUGUAUUUAUCUUGCUUUUUGACCCGUACUUUAAUAAUGUUAUUUUAAGAUACGAUAUGAUCGUGUUUGUGAUGCUACGACAGCAAUCAUAAGUUCUUUUUAACAGAGGUUGCCAUAUUUGUAUAAUAAAGUUUUUUUUU
Molecule: messenger RNA, 7013 nt
Organism: Leptidea sinapis
Lineage: Eukaryota; Metazoa; Arthropoda; Insecta; Lepidoptera; Pieridae
Gene: SMC5
Product: structural maintenance of chromosomes protein 5
Exons: 20
Coding region: 113-3259 (1048 amino acids)
Biological process (GO): double-strand break repair via homologous recombination
Cellular component (GO): Smc5-Smc6 complex
Molecular function (GO): ATP hydrolysis activity; ATP binding
Source: RefSeq, a predicted model, not a curated record